Juglans microcarpa x Juglans regia is the source of this 762-nucleotide messenger RNA. RefSeq names its product light-harvesting complex-like protein 3 isotype 1, chloroplastic. The transcript has 3 exons. The record is from RefSeq and is a predicted model, not a curated record. The coding region runs from base 1 to 762 and encodes 253 amino acids. NCBI's taxonomy places the organism in Eukaryota, Viridiplantae, Streptophyta, Magnoliopsida, Fagales, Juglandaceae.
AUGGCUUCCAUUACCAUUAUUGGCCCAUUCAAUAUAACUUGCAGUUCACAUCAUGUCACCAAGAAACAGCAGCCUCAAUCAGCACGGGCGCGCUCUUUGGGGCCAAAGCAUGCGACUUAUGUUGUUACUCCGGAUCUUGAGGGCCAAAAAGGUUUUAACAUGGCAGAACAGCAUUUGAAGUCUCCUUUGCACAUUGAUAAAUCAAAGAAUGCGAAAGAUGAAGUGGAGAAUGGAAUAGAACUAGAACAUUCUGCACCGAGAUUUACAGAUGAGCGAUGGAAGCAUCGGACAUGGGAUCUAAACAUGUUUGUUAAGGAUGGGAAGAUGGACUGGGGUGAAGUGAUUGUUGCAGAAGCAAGGAGAAGGAAGUUUCUUGAAUUGUAUCCAGAAGCAUCAACAAACGAAGAACCAGUGCUAUUCCGGACUUCUAUCAUUCCUUGGUGGGCAUGGCUGAGUAGAUCUCAUCUCCCAGAAUCCGAGCUCCUCAAUGGUCGAGCUGCAAUGGUAGGGUUCUUCAUUGCAUACUUAGUAGAUGCAUUGACAGGGCUCGAUGUAGUAGGCCAAACGGAAAAUUUCAUAUGCAAGGCCGGACUCUUAGUGACGGUCAUCGGCGUGAUGCUCUUCAGGCGAACCCAAGACUUUGAGAAUCUGAAAAGGCUAGCCGAUGAGGCCACCUUCUAUGACAAGCAAUGGCCAGCAUCGUGGCAAGACAACAAAAGUGCAGCCACCGGUGCUUCGAAGCAAACUGGAAAGAACUCUUAG